GUGGCCCUGGAGCCGGGAGGGCCAGUUGGAGCUAGGUUCUGAUCGGGGAUAAUGUCGCGGAGCGGGCGGCUGCGGUCUGGAGUGAAGCCGAAGCUGAAGCGCUGGCGGAAAGGGCAGAGCAGCGAAUCCAACCCGGAGACCCACCGCUUCCGGGAUGCCGCGCGGAGCGGCUUCUUCAGCAAACCGGCCGGUAAGAGUGAUCUGACAGUGGAUGUGCUGAAACUGCAUAACGACCUCCAAUCCAAUAGUUUAUUAUUUGAUCCAAGAGAGAGCUUGGCAGAAGAGCCCUCUUCCAAGCAUGAGGAUGGUGCUGCCUCAGAAGAAACCGCUGGCACCUUCCUCAGUGGUCUGUCUGAUUGCAGCAACCUGACCUUUCGCCGAGUGCAGCGCUUCUGGGAAUCCAACUCUGCUGCCCACAAAGAGGUGUGUGCUGUCUUGGCAGCUGUUACUGAGGUGAUUCGAUCUCAAGGUGGGAAUGAGACGGAAACAGAAUAUUUUGCAGCUUUGAUGACCACGCUGGAAGCUGUAGAAUCUGAGGAGUCAAUUGCAGCCGUUGCCUACUUGCUGAAUUUGGUAAUGAGACGUGUUCCUGGUUCUGUCCUGAUAAAGAAGUUCUCAGACACAGCAAAAGUUUUUAUGAAUCUUUUGGCUGCUCAAGUGAACUCAGGAUCUACAGCAGGUCUGCGAUGGAUUCUCGCCUGCCUCUCCACACUGUUACGCAGGCAGGAUUUGACUGUGUGGAGCUUCCCCUCAACUCUUCAAGUUUACCACGGUCUCCUCAGUUUCACUGUACAUGCCAAACCAAAGGUCCGGAAAGAGGCGCAACGCAGCAUCUGCUCUGUACUCAAGGGAAGUGACUUCAUGUUUGGAGACUUGGCUCCACCCCAUCACCCGGCCGCGCAGUCAACAGCCAGAUUCUGCAUAAAGGAGAUUGAGGAGUCUGGAGGUGGUGGUCAGGGUACAACAACACUGCACGUGUUGGGUUUGCUGAAGGAUGUGCUCCCUUGUUUCCCUGUCAGUUGUGUAAAAUCGUGCUGUGAGACUCUGCUCAGGGUCAUGACUCUCAGUCACGUGAUGGUGACGGCUUGUGCGAUGCAAGCAUUUCACGGACUCUUUGUUGCCAAACCAAACUCGGCAGUCCUGACAGGCGAACUCAACGCUCAGAUCAUAACUGCUUUGUAUGAUUAUUUGCCAAACAUCAGUGACCUACAGCCUAUCCUGGCUUGGCUUACCGUGAUGGAAAAAGCACACAUCAGCCUGUGCAGGUUGCAGGGUUCGUUGUGUUUGGCUCAUCUCCCUCGUCUUUUCUCCAUGGCUGUUAGUUGUUUCCUUUCAUCACACACACAGCUCAUGGCUGCUGCAGCCGAAACAAUGAAGGUCCUGCUUAGAGAGUGUGUGGCUCCAUUCGCUGAUGACAUUGGUGUAUUUGCUUCAUCUUCCCCAUCUGGACCUGCCUCUUACAUUUGUAAGAUGUUUAGGGCAGUGGAGGAUGGGCUGACUUAUCGAUUCCAUGCUUCAUGGGCUUUCGUUCUACAGGUCCUCAGCACAUUCUUUGAGGUCAUCGGCAAGCAGGCCUAUCCAGCGAUGAAGCAGUGUCUACAGACUCUGUGUGAUCUGCGAGAGACUCCGCAUUUCGCCUACACUGGGGAGCUGGAUCGGGCUGUGGGAAUGGCAGUUGAAUACAUGGGGCCAGAAUCUGUUCUACAGGCAGUCCCCCUACAGAUUGAUGGCACUGAGGAGAAGUUCGACUUUCCUCGGAGCUGGCUCAUUCCUGUGAUCCGAGACCAUGUAAAACAUACACGGCUCACCUUCUUCAACCAAUACUUUCUGCCCUUGGCUGCAAGUCUGAAGAACAGAGCGCUUGAACUCGCACAGUCUGGACGACCCCUUGAAGCUAAACUUUAUGACACAUUGCAAUGGCAGAUUUGGACAAUGCUGCCAGGAUUCUGCACAAAACCCACAGACACAGCUGUGGCUUUUAAAGCUAUUGCAAGGACCCUGGGCACAGCCAUCAGUGACCGGCCAGAUCUCCGACUCACCAUCUGUCAGGCACUUCGCACACUCAUCAGCAAAGGCUGUGAAAAUGAGAUUGAUCGGGCUGAAGUGAGUCGAUUUGCCAAGAACUUCCUGCCAGUUCUGUUUAAUGUUUAUAGCACAGAACCAGCAAGUGGAGAGAGUGCAGCCUACAGGCUGCCUGUGUUGGACACUAUCAAAGUAUACUUGACCCUAGCUGACCAGCAGCUGGUGUGUGGAUUUCUGGACAAAGCCACUGAGAAGCUGAAGAAUGCAGAGAGUUCAGAGUUCACGCGGUUGUCACUUAUGGAUCUGAUUGUGGCUAUGGCACCCAUGGUUGAUGAGCUCAGCAUGAAUAACGUUUUCCAGACCAUCCUCCCAUUCUUGCAGAGCAAAGAUCAUCAUAUCCAGAAGAAGGCCUAUCGGAUCCUUGAGGAGAUGUGUGGUGGGGAGAAGGAAGCGUGCAGGCACUUUGUUCAUAAACAUUUGGAGGUGAUGAAAGAAACACUGCUGGGAUCUCUGAAGACUGCAGCCUCUCCUGCAAAGAGGCCAAGAUUGAAAUGUCUGAUUCAUAUUGUCAAACAGCUGUCAGUGGAACAUCAGCAAUUCAUUGUUGCAUUGCUUCCUGAGGUUAUAAUCUGCAUGAAAGAGGUCUCCAUUGGAGCUCGUAGAAAUGGCUACACCUUAUUAGUUGAGUUCGGACGGGCCUUUUUGAGGUUCUAUGAAGACUCAAGAGAGGCUGUUGGCCAGUACCUGGCAUUAGUAUAUGCUGGUUUAACCGGAUCCGUUACAAUGAUCAGCUGCACCGUUCUUGCACUCACUCGGCUCGUGUUUGAAUUCAAAGAUCAAAUGGACAUUUCCACUAUUGAACAGCUGCUUCAAAACAUCUGCCUCCUGCUGCAGUCCAAAACACGUGAUGUUAUCAAAUCGGCUCUGAGUUUUAUCAAAGUUAUUCUGUUCAUCAUGGAUACGAAGGUUCUGGCUCAGCAGCUGCAGGUCCUGAUGGAGAGUAUUGGCAAUAUGCGGGAUGAUAUGAGACGGCAUUUCCGUGUAAAAUUGAAAAAUAUCUUCACAAAAUUCAUACGCAAGUUUGGAUUUGAGAUGAUUGACAGUAUGGCUCCAGAGGAAUACCAUCGAGUGCUUGUCAACAUUCGUAAAGCAGAGGCCCGGAAUAAGAGGCAACGAGCUCUGAAACGAGCAGCGGGUGGCUCAGAGAGCGAAGAUGAAACUCCAAAACAGAAUGGGGACAGUAUUGAAGAGAUUCUGGCUGAGACUGAUUCUGAUGAAGAGGUUAAUGAGAAAACAGAGAAAGUGACAAAGAAACGAAUUGUCCAGAAGAGCUCUGCCUGGCUGAAGGAAGGGGAAGCUGACGAACCCCUCAAUUUUCUGGAUCAGAAAGUGGCACAGAGGGUGUUGGCCACUAAGCCAGAGAUGAAGAAGAAAGCAAGCAUUAAACACGAUUUCCCAGUGAUGUCAGAUGGCCGAUUGGUAAUCAGUCAAGGGGCAAAGGAUGAACAACUCAAAGACUCUGAAGAUGAAGCAAAUGAAAUCUUGGAGGAAGUUGGUGUGAAAACUAAAGCUGCACAGAAACGAAAGUUUAAAACUGCUGAUGAUGACGACGAAGAGAUGCAGACAGAUUCAUGCUAUAAAGCCGGAGGUUCUGGAAUUCACAGGCAAAUACUUCCAAAGAGAAAUAGACAGUAUGGUGCCGAGUAUAAAUCAACGAAAGGGCAAGGGGAUGUGAAACGGAAAGGAAAGCUGGAUCCUUUUGCUUAUGUCCCACUUAACAAAUCACAGCUGAAUCGAAGGAAAAAGGCGAAGAUUUGUGGCCAGUUCAAGGGUCUGGUUAAAGCUGCACGGAAAGGGGCAGAGGCCGGUCAUAGAUUACGAAAGAAGAAACAGACGCUGUGAUGAUUUGAUUGACUGGGAGAAGCUGCUACUAUUUGAGACUUCAAUGACUGACUUAUUACCAAUUUGUCGUCUUUGAUGCCUGGAUUCAGAACCUUAAAUCCUUAGUCUUAUUUUUCUGUUAAUGGAAUUAUAUUAAAGACUUCCACACCUUC
Molecule: messenger RNA, 4076 nt
Organism: Rhincodon typus (whale shark)
Lineage: Eukaryota; Metazoa; Chordata; Chondrichthyes; Orectolobiformes; Rhincodontidae
Gene: rrp12
Product: ribosomal RNA processing 12 homolog
Exons: 34
Coding region: 52-3924 (1290 amino acids)
Source: RefSeq, a predicted model, not a curated record